CUUUAUUCUUCCCAAAACACGAAAACAUGACCAUUUGCCGUAACUACGCAUGCGCCAUCUUGGGCGCUUUAAACAAGUAUGCAAGAGUGGAACAUGAACAUACUAGGAAGAAGACUGAUCCAGGCUCAAUGAAACAGGAAUAGGCAUCAAUGACACUUGACUGCUUUGCAGAAUAAGCAGCUAUUCUGUAAUGCUAGUUCAAUAACACCUGAGUUGUAUUCGCCAUGACUAUGAGAUCCACUUUGUUCGCUAAUGCAGGAUUUAAGCUGGACACUGAGAGAAUUGACUUUGACAAAUCACAAGUUGGAAAUGCAAAUGUUGUGAACUCCAUAACCAUCAAGAGAGAAACCUGUGACUUUGUCAUAGAUGUCCAUGACGUACAUGGGGACAUCCACAACACUGGAGGGGAGAACCUCAGCAAAACUAAAAUUCUAGACCAGAAAUACAUAAUUCGGGCCCCAGUGGUGGCUGCACAAAAUAAAGCAGGAGGGGCACUGGUUCAAGGUGACAAUUGGGAAAGCACAGGGGUGCCGUCAUCCUCUGUCAGACAAAUGGGGGGUGAGGGAAUCCCAAUGAAAGGUAAACACUUUCUGAGUGACGGUAUGGAUAAUAAAGAGUUGGUUUCAAACAAUAACUCCAAGGAUGCUGGUACUGAUGAGAGCACCAGAGGGGUCUCCCCUGGAGGAGUUGUCAACACUGCAUCCAUUGAGUUCAGCACAGAGGGCAAGUGGAGGAACAUCAGAAAAACCCCUUCUAACCCCCACACACAGGCCACCUGCCUCCGGCAGAUUCUCCUCCUUCAGCUGGACUUGAUUGAACAACAGCAACAACAGCUGCAGUCCAAGGACAAGGAGAUAGAUGAGCUGAAAGCAGACAAGGAGACGUUGCUGGCGCGUAUUGAGCGCAUGGAGCGUCGCUUGCAGCUGACGAGGAAGGACCCACGUGAUAAGCGCCUAUUUCAGCCACUAGAGCCCUGGACCCCAGAUAAAGAGGACCUGUGGGAUCUAGAAGUGUGUGACAGCCCACAGACUCCCACCCCCAGGACAAUCCCCUUCAGUCGAGGCGGCAAAGGCCUCAAGAGGAAAUUUUGCUUCCUGGACUCAAAAAUCCAGAAGUCACGAGGAGGGAAAGGCUCUAAGUUCACCUCCCCGAAGUCAGAGUGUGGAGCUGGCUCACCAUAUCAGAGGGAGCUGCGCAGUAAAGAGACCCCAGAGAAGAUGGGGUUUGGUCGGUCACCGGUGGAGAGGGAUACUCUGUACCCGAGCAAAGAGGACCCGGAGCGCACCGAUCAGAUGGAGGAGCUCCCUUUCAUGUCUACUACUGAGAUGUACCUGUGUCGCUGGCAUCAGCCGCCCCCCUCCCCCCAACGUGAGCCAUCCCCAUCCCCGAAGAAAGAGGAGGUUGUAGCCAUUCCAUCCUGGAAGGAAAACAGUAUGGAGCCCUUGGAUGAGGAGGCUGCCAGUGACAUCCCAGAGAUGUUGGACGACAGUGUCUUUUUGAAGCGCCAUGCAAAGCUGGAGUUGGAUGAGAAGAGAAGAAAAAGAUGGGACAUUCAGCGUAUCCGUGAGCAGCGCAUGUUUCAGCGCCUCCAGCAGCGCAUGAACAAGAAGAAGGGGAUCCAGGAGAGUGAGCCAGAGGUCUCCUCAUUUUACCCGGACACUGAGGAUGUCGAGUCCAUAAUCAUCACCCCUUUCCUGCCUGUGGUGGCCUUUGGCCGGCCAUUGCCGAAGCUUACCCAACAGAACUUUGACCUGCCUUGGCAGCGAAGCCGCUGCCGCAUCGAGGUGCCCAAAAAACACACGCCACACCGUACCUGUCGGAAGUGAGGUGGUAUCUGCGUGUGUUAAGCAAAAGAGAGCCCUCUUCUCUCCCCAGAAAGGUUCUCUUUUCUUUUGUGGGAUUAGGCUGUCACUGGCGUAGCAUGCACUACUCUCAAUAGUCUGUGGAAAAGUAAACCAUUGUCCUCCGUGUUGUCACUUGCCAGCUGUCUUAGAGAAGGAGCUGCUGUACAUUGGGAAAAUGGCUACCAAAUUUGUUAGCUAUGGUACAUUUGUUGCCCAUGCUACUCAAACUGAAAGAAAAGCUGUACCCCUCCUCAGAUAACAGUCCCCCUACUAACAGCUAAGUGAUUAUAAGGUAAACCACAAUAGUUACUUAGUAUGUCUCUACUGUAGCAAUUUAGUAAUAAGCACGUUCUGUGAAGCAUAAUUGGGGAGCACAUGUUCUAAUGUUUUGGAAUUUGGUGUAAUGUACCUAGUCAUCCUUAAUUACUGCAUCAUCACUAAAAUGUGUAGCUUUUGAUCAUUACUACAUUAUUACAUAGUUGUCACCUGACUGAGUAACUUGGGGACUGUGAUCUAAAGGGGAAGAAGAGAAGUGGCGGUUUUCUGAUUUGACUGAAUGGCAGUGCUUGAAUUGUACAAUUUACAACUAACCCUGUGCGCUGGAAGCACCAUUGGCGUUUACAUGCUCUGGGUUUUGCUUUGAUUGAAACUGUAAUAAAUUUUUCCUGUUUGUGUAUUUACUGUAAUAAUAGUUCCUUAUGUGGACACCGCUUCAAGCGAAAGGUUUUAUCAUUGUGCACUAAAGUGUGGAUAUAAGGUGUUUGAUCCUUUCUCGGCAUGUAUGUUUUUUUUAUUACAAAUGCAGUAAAUAUUCGAUUUUAAAAAGUCCUCCUCUGAUGCAAAAAUUAUUGAUAUUCUGCGUUGUCCAUACUUUGCUUCAUGAAAACAAGUUUGUUUGACAGCUUCUUGGUAGACAUUGGCUUUUCAAUUAAUUUGAGAACCUUUGAUCUUCUACAGUAUGCUUCUUUGUUCUGUUUUCAUAAUUUUAUUAUGUGAGUCUGCAUGACACAUUUGGUCCAAACGAUAUCAACUAUUACCACGGUAGAGCUGUAAAUGAAACGACAUCCUUUCCACUUAGUGCAAUUCAGAGAAGAGAAAUAACAUCUGUUUUGAAUUUCAAAAGCAUGACAAUUUGGCUGCUUUAUUCAAAAAGCACUGCUUUGUUCAGACAACUGCCUUGUCUCCAGCCCAUUCUCUAAUGUGAUGAAUUUGCUUGAGUUUUACAUUUUUUGGUGUAUUUUUCCAGUACAUCAGAAUACGCUUACUUGUAGUAGAUAAUAGAGAUAUAGACAUCAGUCCUAUGGUGAAGUUUAGAAAACAUGGGUUUUGUUGGCAUUAGAGUUUAGCCUAAUCAGCUAGAGCACUCAAACUUAAUGCUAGGUGUUUUCCUUCUUAAAUUCUAUCUAUAUUUAACAAUCUUGGUAACUGCCAAAAUAAAGGAAACACCAACUUAGUGUCUUAAUAGAGCCUUUUGCCAGAACAGCUUCAAGGCACCUUGGCAUAGAUUCUAUAUGGCUGUUUACACAGGCAGCCAGAAUUGUGAUCUUUUUAUACUAAUUGUUCUUUUGACCAAUCACAUCAAAGAAUUUUCACAUCAACUAUUUUUCAGGGCUGAUCUGAUUGGUCAAAAGACCAGCUAGUGAAAAAAAUAUUACGGUUGGACUGUGUGUGCUUAAUGCAGCCCAACUGUCUGGAGCUCUAUUGGAGGGAUGUGAUGGCAUUCUUCCACGAUAAAUUCCCUCAUUUGGUGUUUUGUUGAUGGUGGGAAACGCGGUCUCAGGCGCCGCAACAGAAUAUCCCAUAAGUGUUCAAUUGGGUUUACAUCUGGGGACUUCAACAGCCAUGGCAUAUGGUUUACAUCAUUUUCAUGCGCAUCAAACCAUUCAGUGACCACUCGUGCCCUGUGGAUGGGGCAUUGUCAUCCUAUGGGGAUUUAGCCAUGGUAGCUAAAAUAAUGGCCUGCCCAGAAUUUGUAUACAUGACCCUAAGCAUGAUGGGAUGUUAAUUGCUUAAUUAACUCAGGAACUACACCUGUGUGGAAGCACCUGCUUUCAAUAUACAGUACUUUGUAUCCCUCAUUUACUCAAGUGUUUCCAUUAUUUUGGUAGUUACCUGUAGCUCCUGGUGAUGUGUUAUCGCUUAAACAUUUUACUUUUGGCACAAUGGCCUCCAACGCUACAGACCACAAAAUACAGAGUGGUUUUCAAAUGAUGUGAAAUUAGUCUUCAGAAACAAAUGUAAAUAUAAAAACAUGGCUGUUUUAUUUUUUUUUAUUUAAACGUUCAAGUGUUGAGUACAUUCAAUAUUAUUGUUCUAUGAUAAUGAUUGUAUGUUGACAAUAAUUGACAAGUUUGUUUUGGAAUAAAACAAAAAACAUCUAACAGUUAA
This is a messenger RNA of Salvelinus fontinalis (brook trout), 4232 nucleotides long. RefSeq names its product male-specific lethal 1-like 1. Gene Ontology annotation, cellular component: MSL complex. Lineage: Eukaryota; Metazoa; Chordata; Actinopteri; Salmoniformes; Salmonidae. The transcript has 9 exons. Bases 225 to 1826 code for a protein of 533 amino acids. The record is from RefSeq and is a predicted model, not a curated record.